GGGGAAACUAUGCAAACACUUCUCCCGACGCUCCCGUGCACCUGAACUAUUGGCGUUCAGUAUUCAGCGCCGGAAGGGCCGGAAGCUGGCCGGAAGUGUGCGCUGCCCAUCUUGCAAAGUCUUCCCCUCCCUAUUGCAAGCAGGGAAGCAUAUUCCUGCAGGCGGCCUCUCUUGCUCCCCUCACUGACACUACACUCAUACUGCACUCCAAGCAUCGCGGGAGAUCCUACAUCAGCAGCUCAGAACCCCAUAGCCCACAGUGAUCCCGGGGCGUUCGCGUUCUCUCCAUUCUCCAGAAAAACAGAACACAAUGUCCACGAACAACCCAUCACCCCCUCCCCCCGCACCCCCCCCAACCAUCCCGGCAACCCCACCGCAGUCAAAACGCCUCACAAAACGCACCGACCGCCGGCUUUACACCAACUCCCUCCCCCUCAUCCUCCCCCACGCCCCCUCGUCCUCCCCCCACGUCUCACCAUUCACUUUCCUCACCACCCUCUUCGCCACCUUACCGCCCGCCCCACCAUACAAAGCAACCCUCGACUCCACCGGCUGCAUCCACGUAUCCCCCCACGACACGGACCGGGCGCGGAGAUGGGAACAACGCGUGGGGGUGAGGACGACUAUGCGGUUGGUUAAGGGAGAUGGGGACGUGGGAGGCGGGAGGAGGAUACCUGCGCUGGGGCUGUGGUAUGGCGGGUUCUUUGGGAAGGCGACGUUGUCGAGGGGGGAGAUGACGUGGUGGGAGAGGGCGUGGGAGGCUGUCGGGGAUGCUGCGAAUGAUGAUGGAGGCGGAGGGGAGGGGCCACGGCAGUUACGAUUAGGCCAUGUUCCACGCGCGAUUGCUGGGGAGAGUCUGGCAACGAAGCGGUUAGCGGCGGCAAGACGGGCGGUGGGUCCACAAGCGGGAUCGAAAACGGAUGAUGCUGAUGAGGUUGAUGACGACGACGGCGGUGGUGAUGCGGAGGUAGACCCCUGGGACAUCACACUCGGCUCCGACCCGGAAAACCACCAACUCAUGCCCGAAGAAGCCUUCUUCCUCGCUCACGGCCUCGGGAUCCUCGGGAUCAUCUCAUCACUCUCAUCACCCUCCCUCUCCCCCCACCUCACUCCCCAGGCCCUCUGGACCGCCCUCCGCGCCCCCACCCUGACCAUCCCCUCACCCCCCUCGCCCCCGACCCUGUCACCCUCCGACUUUGCCUUAACCUACACAGCCUACCACCACUACAAAUCCCGCGGCUGGGUCGUCAAAUCCGGCAUCAAAUUCGGCACCCAUUUCGUCCUCUACCGCCGCGGCCCUAUCUUCCGACACGCCGAGUAUGCGGUUGUCGUCGUUCCCACCCUCCUCACACAUGAUCACACCACACCCCCGGAUACAUCAUGCGUUCCCCAACCGGUGGUACCACAAACGACGUGGCGGCAGACGCUAACGCUCUCCCGCGUGCUCGCGCAGGUGAACAAGAGCGUGCUGCUGUGUUAUGUAGGCGUGCCUGCGGAUAUGCGCGCGGAGGACCUGGGGGAUCCGAGUGUCGUGCGCCGGUUGAGCGUGUGGGAUGUGGCCAUGCGGAGGUGGGUGCCUAGUCGGACUAGGGGGUAGAUGCACGCAGGGCGUAUGCAUGUUUAUAAACUUUUGGGUGUGAAGAUAUGGACGUAUAUGGAUGUGGGAUGGGGCGAUGCGCGCGAAAGGGAAUUGGGAGCGUUGGAUGUAUUAUAUGAUACAAGCCGAGAGCAUGCUCCAAGUAAUGGCCCUGAAUGACU
This is a messenger RNA of Fimicolochytrium jonesii, 1758 nucleotides long. RefSeq lists its product as uncharacterized. Gene Ontology annotation, molecular function: tRNA-intron lyase activity; nucleic acid binding. The record is from RefSeq and is a predicted model, not a curated record. Gene Ontology annotation, cellular component: tRNA-intron endonuclease complex. The transcript is spliced from 2 exons. NCBI's taxonomy places the organism in Eukaryota, Fungi, Chytridiomycota, Chytridiomycetes, Spizellomycetales, Powellomycetaceae. Gene Ontology annotation, biological process: tRNA splicing, via endonucleolytic cleavage and ligation; tRNA-type intron splice site recognition and cleavage. Bases 311 to 1597 code for a protein of 428 amino acids.